Liolophura sinensis is the source of this 3848-nucleotide messenger RNA. Its product is annotated as protein lev-9-like. Bases 724 to 3408 code for a protein of 894 amino acids. The record is from RefSeq and is a predicted model, not a curated record. NCBI's taxonomy places the organism in Eukaryota, Metazoa, Mollusca, Polyplacophora, Chitonida, Chitonidae. The transcript is spliced from 17 exons.
UAAAUUUAGCUCGGGUAAUACAGACUGUUUGUACAGCAUUAAUAGUGUUCAAAUCUCAUCUCAGUUGCUUGGAGUUACUUAGUCUGGAGGCUGGGGACUGAUCGAGCUGUACCACUGCGAUGUUAGUUAACCUUUCCUCACAAUGGUCAAUUGGAAACCAAAUCCUGUCCGGAAUUGUUCUUGGUACCUUCGACAUUUUUGGACGGUCUAGUUAUGAAAUAACCCGGAGAGUCACCGGGGGGCUGUUAGCCAUAAAGAUUCCUGGAAACUACAAACCGGAAGACGUAGUUUGCACUGUAACAACAUCCGCACUACAUCAGCCAUAUACCAACGGACCCGUUCCUCGAAAUUUCAUACAAAUUCAUAUACGUCUGUCCGCACUACAUGCGUGUGUAUAGCCAGUCCCUUUAUGGACAAGCUCCUCUAAAUCGUGUAGGCUGCUGUGAAAUGAGGAACCAGUUUGAUGGAUUUGAUGCCACGACAAGGCCAUGAGGGGUUGUACCAGUCACAGACUAUCUCAGGAGUUCAUCAAUUAAGCUGUCGAGUUUCACUCGCUCACCGUGGACCCCUCUGUGGAGCCCCCGUGCCUAGUUAGCACGGAACUGCCCAUAAUUAUUGACCAGAAGCAGGGUUCUCUAUCCUCUCCGGGAUACCGGGAUUUCUGUGGGAGGUUUAUAGGUACAGCUGUGCCCAGGAAGAUUUGUCUGUACAUCAGACCCUGCAAUGACCAACAUCUGGCAGCUUUACCUCAUUACAGGCGUGCUGCUUGUGUUUGGAUUGGGAAGCCCCUCUACCGGAGCUGUAGACGACGAAUCGUGUAAACGAAUUGAAGAAGGAGCCACUCGACAUUGCCAUAAAAAGUGUUCUUCCGACUCGGACUGCGUCAGCACGAAGAAAAAGUGCCUUUGUGAUGGCGAGUGUGGAAAGACAUGCAUUAACCCAAAUCAGCGGUGCCGUGGGCUUAACACGAAUAUUGACAAUGGUCGUGUUGAUAUUAUACCGUUCAAUAAAUUCGGAGCCCUGGCUACCUACAAGUGCAACGACGGCUACAACGUGCAGGGGAAGUCGCAUAGGGUGUGUCAGGGGGACGGAACGUGGAGAGGGGAGGAGCCUCGCUGUGUGCUCAAUACCAAUAUAAAGGAUCAGGAAUGUCAUAAACCACCUUUCGUCCACCACGCCCAGCACACGGGCGGGGCAAAGGAUCGCUUUCCCUUGGGGACCAUGCUCAAGUACCACUGCAUGGAGGACUUCUCCGCCCCAGUCGGGAGCAUCGAUACUGCUUGGUGCGUCGGUGGUGGCGUGUGGGUCGGGCCAAAUAUGACAUGCGCACACGCAGGCUGUCCGUUGCUGAAGGGAAUACCAUUCGGAGCCGUGGAGAUAGUUCCGCCAAAUAUGAUUGGUUCUAAGGCCCGGUACUCGUGUGUACCCGGCUACAGCCUGGCGGGACGUCUCGAGCGCAUCUGUUUACCGGAUGGGACCUGGGACGGCGAGCCCCCCACAUGCGAGAAAAUCGCCUGUGGACUUCCUCCGGAGUUUCCGCACGCUACCCACAAUGCCCUGCGCGGCCAGACAAGUUUUCCGGCGGGUCACACCGUGGAGUAUGACUGUGAGUAUGGGUUUUACAAGGAGGGAUUCCCUAAAGCAAUGUGCAGUGAGGAAGGAGAAUGGAUAGGCCCUCGUCUUACGUGUUCAGAGGUUCAUGUUUCAGCUCGGAGUUGCGGGUACCCGGGGGACGUCCUGAACGGCUGGAGAGAGGGAUAUAUCUACAGUUACUCUAACAGAGUCACCUACCACUGUAAUCAGGGGUACGAACUGCUCGGUAGUCCCCACAGGGUGUGCUCGGCUAGCGGUGAAUGGUCUGGGUCUAUCCCUAUCUGUCAACCUGUCUCCUGUGGUCCCUUGAGGGUUCCUGACUACGGAACGAUUUCUCCAAUGGGAGCAAAGUUUACAUACGGAUCGGAAGUUACUGUGACGUGCAUGGAAAGCUUCAGAGUGAUUGGCUCUUCAAAACGGCGGUGCCAGGCAGAUGGAACAUGGAGUGGGAUAGAGCCUGUGUGUAAAGAGAUUAAUUGUGGACGUCCGCCGCCGCUAUGGAAUGGCUACCUGGAUGGUCACAAGACAGAUGUCGGCUCCGUGUUCUUCUUCAGGUGUAAUGUACGAACAGUAUUCGACGGUCCGUCAUUCUCAACCCAGUGUCAGGAGAACGGGGAGUGGUCCCACCCUCUGCCCACAUGCUGGGGUCAGUGUCAAGUACCAGCCAUAGCUAAUGGAACUGUCGUGAAGGGGCGAGAGGCAGUGUGGGUGGACCACACCACCGAGAUAAAGUUCGAAUGUCAUCAUGGACUCGUCUUGAAUGAUACGUCACCAGUAAGGUGCAAUAACGGUACAUGGACGUUGAUCCCCCGCUGCCGACCAUCACCCUGUGUACAUCCACCACCCAGAGUUGCUAACGGGAGACGGGUGUUUUUUGGCCAGGAACACGGGGAUCGGGCGCGCUACAGCUGCCUGGUGGGUCAUCAGCUCACAGGCCGAUUCCUCAGGUGCCACUACGGCAAGUGGGUGGGUCAGAAACCAAGCUGUACAGAAGCUUAUUGCCCAAACCCUGGAACAUUACCUAACGGACAAAUUUACAAAAAAGGCUCUAUAGGAAGAUUUAAGUUUGAAAAAUACAUCACCACUAUUCGCCACGGCCACAAGUUGGAAUACGAAUGCAAGAGAGGAUAUAAGAGAGUUGGCCCCAGCGGUUCUACCUGCGUGAACUCUGAGUGGAGUCCGAAAGAGAAGCCUCUUUGUGUGCUGGAGACUUUUCAUGCGUGCAUCUCCGAGGCCUCACAGGUAAGAGGCGCCGCAUUCAUGGGGAAUAACUCUUACAUGCUGUUCUUUGACAGCACUAUGCAGAUGUUUAAGCUUACUGACCAAGUCCUGUAUGCCGUGGAAUGUCCGAUAAAACUGACUGACUACUUCCUGAACUGGCCUGGACCACCGCAAGCCGUUUUUCGCUCAGAUGCUCUUUUGGCUACCGGACCAUUUUAUGUUGUGCAUGACAACAAAGUACACCAGUACGUGAGUACAGGUACACAAGCCUUUCCGUCUAUGUUCUCCCCAUGGCCUCUACACAUCUUCGAUUUCUUCAACGUCAGCAUUUCCGGUAACGUCACAGCUGUGUUUACCACUGGGGACAGAUUUUACGCAUGUACUGAUGACGGUAUUUACGUCUCGAAAUACGAAAGCUUCGUAAAACUAUUGCCUGUUUCAGGCAUCCCAGAGUUCAGCUUAUCUGACGUCACGGCCGUUGCUACAGAGACGGGAUUGGAUUCAUUGUUGAUUUUUAUUGACAACACUUACUACCUGUUUGAUUUCACAGGUAACACAGUGUACGGUAGAGGCAAAGUCUGUACAAAUCUAUAGGCGAUGCUCAGGUUACGGACAUGCAUAAAAAUGACAAACUGUUGUUACCGGUAUACCGAAUGACAUCUGAGAUUUACCACACACACGUGCCGUAUAAAUGUUGUAGUAAUCAACUUAAACUAAUUAUUACCGAACCUUCGUUAAAAUGUUUGCUCAAUUCUGUAUAUCUUCAUUUGGCUCCCACCUAACGACAUUGAAGUAAAUAAAGUGUGUAUUUUUACAGAAACUUUUGCUGACAGUUUGGGCUACCCUGUGUGUUGUGUAUACAAAUUUACGACCCCUUUUGACUGUAAAUAUAGUACAUGUAGUUUGGCUACCCUGUAUGUUGUGUAUUACAAAUUUACACUCCCUUUUGACUGUAAAUAAAGUACGUGCAGCCUGGGCAACCCUGUAAUUUUUGUUUUCAAAUUGACGCCCCUGUUCAAUAACCUGUCCAAUAA